Plutella xylostella (diamondback moth) is the source of this 1871-nucleotide messenger RNA. Its product is annotated as venom serine carboxypeptidase. Gene Ontology annotation, biological process: proteolysis. The record is from RefSeq and is a predicted model, not a curated record. Gene Ontology annotation, molecular function: serine-type carboxypeptidase activity. Lineage: Eukaryota; Metazoa; Arthropoda; Insecta; Lepidoptera; Plutellidae.
UUUCAUUUCAUUGUGUAAAUCAUAAAAAGCUGAAUAAAUGUUAUAUAGGUUAAACAUGUAGGUAAAUACCAUUACUGAUAAGAAAGCCGGCCGUUCUUAUCAAGCCGGUACUACGGCAACUCCUCACUGGCGGUUAUUAUUAUCAGACUGACCGCAUAAACGCGUAUAAAACGAACACCAAACAAAUACCCUACAGUUCCAUUACUGAUUCUGCGGAGGUUAGUCAAAUUUGCCCACCAUGUCGAUAACGCUGUGGGUCCUGCUGGGCCUGCAAGCCUUUGCCGUGCAGGGCAUGCUGCACCGUUACCCGAAACUUGAUCUAGGCGAGCGGGAGGCGGGCGACGCGGGAGAACCCCUGUUCCUGACUCCCUACGUGGAGGGCGGCAACAUCACGGAGGGGCGGCGCCGCGCGCGUGUCUCCUUCACCGACGCGCUGCGGAUCAAGAGCUAUGCCGGCUUCUUCACCGUCGACAAGACGUACGACUCCAACCAGUUCUUCUGGUACUUCCCUGCGAUGGUCCCGGACAAUAAGAACGCGCCCGUAGUGCUGUGGCUGCAGGGCGGGCCCGGCGCCACCUCGCUCUACGGACUCUUCACAGAGAACGGACCCCUUAGAGUCCGCAACAACAAGUUUGAACGCAGGAAGUACAACUGGGCACUCAGCCACCACCUUAUCUACAUUGACAACCCUGUCGGCACCGGAUUCAGCUUCACCAAGGACCCUAAGGGAUACUGCACCAACGAGGUACAGGUCGGUGAGCAGCUCCACUCCACCAUGACGCAGUUCUUCCAGCUGUUCCCGGAGCUGCAAGGUAACAAGUUCUAUGUGACUGGGGAGUCCUACGGAGGGAAGUAUGUGCCGGCCCUGGCAUACACCAUCCACAAGAAGAAUCCUACAGCUAAAGUAAAGAUUAAUCUGAAAGGAGUUGCUAUUGGGAAUGGGCUUAGUGAUCCUGAGCACCAGCUGGUCUACGGCAAGUAUCUCUACCAACUGGGACUUAUAGACUGGAAUGGAGCCAAACAGUUCCAAGAUUAUGAAGCUGAGACUGUAAAGUUUAUUCAGAACAAGCAGUUUGACAAGGCAUUUGCCAACUUUGAUAUGCUGCUGAAUGGGGACAGGACAACUGAAAAAAGUUUAUUCAGCAAUUUGACCGGUUUCGACUUUUACUUCAACUACUUGCACACCAAGGACUACACUCAGUAUGAAGACUUUGGCCCGAUGCUGCAAAAGGCGGCUGUGAGGAAGGAUAUCCACGUCGGUGACCUGCCGUUCCACAAUGGAUCUUUAGUUGAACUGCAUCUGAUCAAUGAUGUCAUGGACUCAGUGGCUCCAUGGAUUAAAGAACUACUAGACCAUUACCCAGUAGUGAUCUACAAUGGACAGCUGGACAUCAUCGUAGCCUACCCUCUAACAGUAAACUACUUGAGGCAGCUCAAUUUCACAGGCUCUGAGCAGUAUAAAACAGCUAAAAGAUACAUCUGGAAAGUGGAUGGGGAAGUGGCCGGGUAUGUGAAGGAAGCUGGGAAGUUGGUGGAGAUUAUGGUGAGGAAUGCAGGCCACAUGGUGCCUGGAGACCAGCCCAAGUGGGCCCUCGAUCUGAUUACAAGGUUCACUCAUGAAAAAACCUUUGAUGACACUCAUAGUCACUAUAUUGUAUAAGUUGUUAUUAGUGGCUACUCAAGUUUCAAUUCCCACUUAGUAGGCUGUUUAUGUUUAGUUCGAAGAAUAGAGUUGAUUUAAGAUAAGCAAUCUCUACAAUAUAUUGUAACUUUAAACCCUGUGCUGUGUAUAAAACCAAAUAGGUAAUUAGUGUGGCUUCAUGUUGAAUUUUAAGUGAAAUAAAGUUUUUAUCUAUGUUUUUAUAAUAAUA